Molecule: messenger RNA, 1530 nt
Organism: Lachancea lanzarotensis
Lineage: Eukaryota; Fungi; Ascomycota; Saccharomycetes; Saccharomycetales; Saccharomycetaceae
Gene: TFB2
Product: LALA0S10e02212g1_1
Exons: 1
Coding region: 1-1530 (509 amino acids)
Biological process (GO): nucleotide-excision repair
Cellular component (GO): transcription factor TFIIH core complex; transcription factor TFIIH holo complex
Molecular function (GO): double-stranded DNA binding; ATPase activator activity
Source: RefSeq, a predicted model, not a curated record
AUGUCUAGUGCGCCAUUUAAGGCAACGGUCAAUGAGUAUCUUGAGGACUUGCCACCUCAAGUUCAGUCCCGACUUUACACAUCACCAGCUACAUGUUUAGCCAUUUACAGGCUGCUGCCGAAGUUGGCCAAAUUCUUCAUUAUGUCGAUGGUUUUCAAUGAAAAUGAUGUAUCGUUGCGAGACCUUGAUAGGUGGGUCCAGAGCAAUGGAAAAUUUCAACUCAACGAAGCUAUCAAAUCCAUGAAAUCUCUGCAUUUGUUGAUCGAGGGUCGAUCUGAACAGCCUUUCAUGAUCAACCUCAAUUCUAUAUUUCGGUCUAGUUUCCGCAAUGCUCUUACAGGUGGGGAAGUCAAUAACUCAUUUGGAAAUGUGGUGGAGAAUGAGCAUGAGGUCGUUUUGCCGGAAAUGCUUGACCAGUAUGCUGCAAACAAAUGGGAAUCAAUUCUGCAUUUCAUGGUGGGCACUCCACUCACACAAACGCCUUCCAGAAAUGUGCUUUCUUUACUACAGCACAGCAAACUCAUGGAGGAAAAUAAUACUGGAGAACUGCAGAUCACAAAUGAAGGCUUCCAGUUUUUGCUACAAGACGCUAAUGCCCAAAUUUGGACUCUUUUAUUGCAAUAUCUCCGACUUGCCGAAACGUUGCAAAUGGACCCUGUAGACGUUUUGAAUUUUAUCUUCAUGUUAGGGGCACUCGAAUUGGGUAAAGCUUACAGCGAUUCGCAUUUAAGUGAUACUCAAAAGAUUAUGUUACAAGACAUGCGUGACUACGGUCUGGUAUUUCAAAAGGCUUCAAAUACCUCCAAAUUUUAUCCCACUCGGCUUGCCGCCAUGCUGACUUCGGAUAGUAUGAGUAUCAGAUCUGCUUCAAGCGCGAUGAACACAGUUUUGAGUCAAGGUACAAGUAGCAAUUCGAAGGCAGAUGAUACGACCGCAGCAAGCGAUGGUAGAGAACAAGAUGGGACACAAGUUGGAAUAGCGGCAAGAAACAUUCCAGAUGGAGCUGUUGUCUUGGAAACCAACUUCAAAAUAUAUUCAUACUCGAAUUCGCCCUUGCAAAUCGCUAUUCUAAGUUUGUUUGUGCAUCUCAAGGCGAGGUUUUCCAAUAUGGUCACCGGCCAAAUCACAAGAGAAUCUAUCAGAAGAGCGCUACUCAAUGGUAUCACUGCAGACCAAAUCAUUGCAUAUAUGGAGACACAUGCGCAUCCGCAAAUGAGAAGGCUUGCAGAGCAGACGCUUGACAAGAAGUUAGAACUCGAUCCCAACUGCAAAGAGGGCCUGCAAAUUCUUCCGCCAACAGUGGUGGAUCAAGUUAAGUUGUGGCAACUUGAGCUUGACCGUAUUAUCAACUACGAUGGUUAUCUUUUUACGGACUUUGACAACAGUCAAGAGUAUAGUCUACUUUGUGAUUAUUCCAACGACAUAGGGGUGCUGCUUUGGAAAGAUGAUAAGAAGAGAAGGUUUUUCGUUUCUCAAGAGGGCAAUGCACAAGUUAUAGACUAUGCUAAGAGGAAACUCAAGAAAAAAUAA